Molecule: messenger RNA, 8069 nt
Organism: Mytilus californianus (California mussel)
Lineage: Eukaryota; Metazoa; Mollusca; Bivalvia; Mytilida; Mytilidae
Exons: 11
Coding region: 320-3745 (1141 amino acids)
Cellular component (GO): membrane
Source: RefSeq, a predicted model, not a curated record
CAUAACACAUUAUAAGAUACAGAAAUAAAGGACCCAAUCCAGACCCUCGUACUUAAAACUUUAAAUUACGUAAAGAAACAAAUAAAUUUAGCCAACCAGAACCAAGCUACCCCUUUACAUAGCUAUAUAAAAUAGAAUUUAUUGGCGGAUGUUUUUAUACAGUUAAAAGGAACUAAAAUGAAAAAGUGGAUUCUUUAAAUGAAAGAAAAACUUGCAAAGUCAUUUAAGGACUUGUUUUGAGUGCUGUUUUACAAAUAAUGUGUGUAUAUGUACAGGGAUAUAACACAACAUAGCGGAUAUAUUACAAUACUAAAAAGACAUGGCCAGUGAUGAAAGUUCCAAAACGGCUUGGUCAAACAGUGUCGAGGAAACAGCACAUGAAGCGGGAAAAUUACAAGAAGAACGAAGAAACCGGAAGCCAUUUUUCUACUGCAGAUGGGUAGCAACACGUCCUUAUCUUAUGUUUUUUGUGACGCUUAUGUUACAGUUGUUACCGGUCUUUAUUACUGGGAUGUUGUUUGGUGUCAAUUAUGAUUUGUUUCCAACAAACUUUGAACAAUUACCAAUGGAGCUUUAUGACAUUCCAUACAGACUGAGAGAUUAUGCCUAUAGAGAUAAACACAAAUAUGACAACAGUAUAACGAGAUCACUAACUGAUUCAGGAUAUCCAACUUACGAAAGAGGACUCUCAUAUUCGUUUUCAAAUAUCGAACUAUUUUUUGAUGCGGAUGGCGGAAACAUUUUGACAAAAGCAAAUUUACAGACUAUCAAAUAUAUAGAAGAAUAUUUGGUAGCAGCAGAUGGAUAUAGUACUUCAUUUUGUCAUACUCAAAAUUCAUCCUUAACAUGCAAGGAUCCGACUUCUCUGAUUAGAUACUUUGAUGGAUCUUUUGCCUCUGUGAGUCCGACUUUUAACGAUCCGACAUUCAGUAACAUUCCUGGUGUAAUUUAUGAAGCAUACACUAAUAACUUGACAAAAGCGGACUUUGAGUAUUUCCUGCCAAAGAGUUACAGCAUUACCCCGACAACAGCCUCGUUUUCGAUCACCAGAACACAAAUUGCAAUUGGCUGUUCCUUAUCUGGAAAUACAAAGUGCCUUUCAAUGAGAGAUUUAGCCAGGUCAUGGCUUGGAAAUACCAUGAAACCGAGGCUUGAAACUCUUCUGGAUGAUAUCUCACAGUUCGAUUUUUAUUAUAUUUCAUCGAACUUAUUAUUCUAUGACGUCAUUCAACAAGCUAUGAAAGACAUGAUGUUCGCCAUUGGAAGUAUGUUUUUCAUAUUCUGUUUUAUGACAUUCCACACGCGCUCCUUGUUCGUUUCCGGUUUAGCUGUUAUGAGUAUUUUGACUAGCUUUGCUGGGACCAAUUUGAUAUACAGAUGUAUAAUAGGAUUUGAAUAUCUCGGGUUCUUUCAUGUUUUAGCAAUAUUUAUUAUCUUGGGUAUAGGAGCAGACGACUUGUUUGUCUUCUAUGACUCGUGGCGGUUGACAGCAUUUUCAGGCUAUCCAUCACUCGGACAUCGUCUCACAGAAGCAUAUUCUAAAUCGUGUAAAAGCAUGUUAAUAACUUCCAUCACUACGGCUGUCGCUUUCACGGCAAGUGCUUUAUCCCCUUUGUUAGCAACAAAGUCGUUUGGUGUGUUUGCCGCCAUCUUGGUUAUCUAUAAUUAUCUGUCAGUUAUCAUUUUCUUUCCAACAGUUGUUAUGGUUUAUCAUAUAAAAUAUGAAGACUGGACUUGGCCUUGCUGCCGGUGUACGAAAAAGACAAAAGGUGAAGGGGAAUGCGCAGAUAGCAAAACGGAAGUUGAUCAGAGAAACUCGAUGUCCAAAGUUGUACCUGAAAACGUGUAUACAAUCCAGUCGAAUGACACUAAAGAUCCUUCCAGUCCUAUUAAAGGAGAUUUUGUUCGCCCACCGGCUCGAUUAAGUCCUAUUAAAGCUAAGGAACUUUCGGAUAAAAGUAAAGUUGAAAACGGCUACUCUACAAGUAGCGUUUUCCCACAUGACAAUAAUAAAAAACCCAUGACUACUGAGGAAAAACUUAACUCUCCUUGCUUUCCAAAAGCGAAACAAAAAGAAAAAAAGCUAGUGGUAUUUUUCAGAGAUCAUUACUGGCGGUUUAUAACAUCAAAAUGGACGAGAAUUGUUCUGUUACCAGUUUUCAUAGCAACAGUGUGUGUAUUUGGCUAUUUUGCCUCAACACUGGAACCAGACAAUGAAAAUUUACAACUUUUCCAAGACGAUCACCAUUACUCCAAAGCCCAGUAUGCACAGGAAUACUCUAUGUUAGUCAGCACAGCCGACAGUUUGGUCCAAAUCCACGUGGUUUGGGGACUAAAGAACAAGGAUCGUAGCCACUGUCACUUUUCUUCUAUACAAUGUGGUGGCAAUAACGUAUAUGACGAGGAUUUUGAUCCAAAUUUAGUGACCAAUCAGCAGGCGUUAAUGACUUUCUGUGACAGACUUUAUAACAUGACAGCAGCAGAAAUACAGAAGUACAAGAUACGAACAGAUUCCACCACAGGUCAGACAGAGGUGGCGUGUUUUACUAAGAGUUUAGAUACAUUUCUACAAUCGAAAACAGCAGACAUUGGCAUUGGAGACUUGUCAUUACCAUGGGACUAUACAAAGACUAUGAACUUUAUGAAUGCUCUACCGUCUCAUUACGACACAUCGUCCUUCACAACAGAUUUCAAAGACUUCUUGGCAAUACCUGUAGGAUACUGGCUUUACAACGAGUUUCAGAAGAAUUACACGGCCGAUUUUGGACAUUAUGAUGCCCUGAUUGGUGAAUAUAAAAACACAAGUGGAUUUACACAACAGCUUUUGUCAGAUUCUUCAAUAUAUUAUGGAACCCAAUUCAAGUACAUAGCCGUAGAGAUCAAUACCACUAUCAACCGGAAGACAACCGGAUAUGCUACUGGGAUACCCUUGGUGGAGUUAUGGGAAACAUUCAUAAACAAACAGGUCUCGAAGAUGCCGACUGGUCUAAAAGGAGGAUUUCAACUUACAUUCCAAACAUGGCACUGGUUUUAUGUGCAAAAGAGUUUAGCUGACAAUGCCGUACAAGGAAUCAUUAUAGGAGUUACCUUGGCUUUUCCCAUCCUGACCUUGACAACCAUGAAUGUAAUUAUCGGAUUUUUUGCAACCAUGUCCAUUUGUUGCACAACAAUUUGUGUGAUUGGAGUGAUUCCCCUUGCUGGAUGGAAACUUGGAUUAUUAGUCUCCCUAAACAUGUGUAUUGUCGUUGGGUUAGCUGUGGAUUAUGUUGUACACUUGGCGGAAGGAUAUCACUUAUCACUACACAAGGGCCGAUUAAAUAGAACACGUGAUAUGCUGGAAGAAAUGGCAACAUCCGUGUUUUCAGGAGCAUGUACAACAUUAGGAGCGUCGUGUUUUAUGUUUUUUGCAAUGGUUCAAUUUUUUUUGCAGUUUGGGAUAUUUUUAUUUUGCACAAUUGGGUUUUCUUUGUUUUUCUCUCUCGGUUUGUUUACACUUCUGAUGGGAAUGCUUGGUCCCGAGAACAACACGGGGUGUUUGAAGACAUUGUUUGCCAAGUGCAGAAAUAAAUGUAAAAAGACAAAAAAGACGGAAAAAACGGAAACAGAUUCCGAAAUAACUUUGAACCCGUCGAUAUCAGCGUCAACAAUUAGUACUGCUGGAUCACAAAACAAGUUAAUUCAGUCACAGGGACCGCCGUACGUGUCACGAGUGAAUGUAAAUGGUUCUGUCAACAAAAAUGUAUGAUUUGAAGCAUUUAGAACUAACUAAAGAUUUUUUUUAGAUAGUUUAGCAGAAUAGUGCAUCAAAGACUUUUGAAAAAAGCUGUGAUAUAUUUUCCGUGCUUUAAGUCAAACUUUACUUUUUAAGUGCCAGUCUUUGUAAGAAUCAGGCAAUUUAGAAAAAAAUCAAAACAUGGCCGAAAAAAAGAACCCUACGACCUAACCAUCCUAGUCUGAAGUUACCCUCAUCCUGAGUAAGAAAUGAUAGGUCUUUUGUUUCUGCUUGUCUGGUAAUUCGAGAAAUCUCUAGAUAACUUUUGGUUAGAAUGAUAGCAAAUUGCGGAGUUACCUCCCAUAAAUUGUUAAUUUCUAGUGCAUUUCAACCCAAUUAUAUCUUGAAUUACCAGACCAGGAAAAGUAAAGAAUGUUAUAUUCAUGCACAUUAUACGAUUUGAACAUAAAUUAAUGUAAACUUGAGUGGGUUUUUGUUUGUCAUGUUUUCGCCACUGCCUGAUUCUUAGGCAGAUAGGCACUUAAGAGUUGGGAGUCAAAUAUUGUAAAACAAUGUUAUGAAAUGAGAAGGUAUGAUCAGGUGAUUAUGUUUAAUUUAUAAAUUCAUGAAUAUGCACCAUCUAGAGAAUCUUAAACUCUUGAAACAUUUAUGUUUUGAAAGUAGCCGUUCCGGAUUUUUAAUUUACACUCAUCUGCAUUAGUGUAUUUUAUGUAAUAUUUUAGACAAAACAUAAAAUGUAACAUUUAGAUUUAACAUUAUAUGUAACAUUUUAGACAUAUCAUUGAAUGUAAUAUUUCAGACAAAGCAUAAAAUGUUAAUUUCAGACAUACCAUAGAAUGUAAAUUUUAGACAUUCCAUGUAACAUUUUAGACAUAGCAUAAACAUUCCAUGUAACAUUUAAGACAUAUUAACAUAAAAUGUAACAUUUUUGACAUAUUAACAUAAAAUGUAACAUUUUAGACAUAUUAAGAUAAAAUGUAACAUUUUAGACAUAACAUACAUCAAUACAUACAAUGAAAUAUUUUAGACAUAACACAAAAUGUAACAUUUUAGAAAUUCAAUGUAAAAUAUUCUACAUAGAUAUGUCCCAUGAAUAAAAUUCCUAUUCAGUGCCAGAAGCGGAUUUAGGGGGGAGGGGGCAGGGGCCCCAGGCCCCCUUUUGUGGAAAAAAAAUUUUGUUGUUUAUUUAGGGAAUCACUGAGUCAUGACUGGAGCGGGCCUCCUCUUAUGGCAGUCAGUUGGUUCCUUCUUAUAAAAAAUUUUGGAUCCGCCACUGAGUGUGUCAUUUUACUAUAAAGAAAAACACGUUCAUGUGACAAAAAAAAAUCCAUUUAAUUUUCUAAUUAUGCUCUAAUUCUGGUACGUUUCAACAACUCCGAUUUUGACCCUGCUCGUGAAAUAAAUACGAGGCUAUUGGUCCUACUCUUUCAAUUAAAUGGAGAUCCAUUGCUUACUGGAUUUAUUGUCCAUUGUAUAAAAUAUAUGUACAGUAUUGUGUUACUUUAAUAAGUAUGUGUAAAAAAGUGUAAAAUAAAUUUAGAGAGAAUUUAUGCUUAAAUAGUCGCUAUCUCGUUUGGUGCUGAAUUUGAAAUUUAUAUGUAUGAGGGUCUGGAUGGGGGUCCUUCAUUUUUUUAUUCUUUAAUUUGUUAGACCAUUAUUCUCUUCAUUAUUUAUUUUGUCCAUUUUUCUCUAUUCUUUAUAUUUUAAACACCCCAUGAUUCUCUAUCCUUUUUUUUUUACCUUUAUUCUGUGCUUUUUGUUCAGUAAUUAUUUGCUUUUUUGAAACCCCCAUCCACACCCUCAUAUAUUUAUCGAUUUUAGAUAGAGUUGUAUUGUUAUUGUUAAUUGUAUGUAUUAUAUCGUUACCAGAUGGAUCAUUGUUAAUUUUAUUAUUACAUUGUUAAUAAGUAUUUUAGAGAGGAGAAAAUAGUUACGUACUUGUGUCCCCUGAAAUCGAAGCAGUAGCGACACCUAGGAGGGAUGGCUUCUGUUGACGUGCAAUGUCAUUCGUUAAUCCGCAACACGUUGAAAAUGGCUGAAUAGAAUUUCAACAAAUAUGAUUAGAUUCUUUUAGAGUACACGUAGUUGUUCACUUGCAAUUUAUUUUUUUAUAUAUUUUUUUUAUAUUUGAUAUACUGUUGCUCCGCCUCUUAUUCAUGACUUGGGGAAGUACUUAAAGUUGAUAUGCAGCUUUAUUAACCAGUUUAGUGCAUUAUGUAUGAAACUGCCCCUUUAUUAAUAAAAGCAAAACUGGUCCAUUACAGACUAGCAGUACAUUAAUACAGGGCCAUCAUGAAUAAACAGGGCUGUAAUGAAUAAAACAGGGCCAUUAUGAAAAAAACCAGGGCCAUUAUGAAUAAUCAGGGCUAUUACGGAUUUUCAGUUGUCAUCAAUUCAAAUACAUUUCUGGGGAAAAGAAACAUCAAGAAAUUGAAAGUUCCCAACAAUCGUGACUUAUCUUAUUUGACCCAGUUGUCAAGUUAUUAACUACAUUAUGCAUUCCUUGAUGUGUAUCAAUUUUUUUAAUUUUGAGUUUUAGAAUCCAGAAUGAAAUCCUGUAUUUUAUAUGCCAUAAAUGGCUUUGAAUAGGACAAUAAUAAAACUUUAUUUACAUUUACAUGUUUUUCCAUCACAUCACUUUCUUUUCAAUGUUGCAUUUGGUAUAAUUAUAUAUUUACAAUUUCUCCACAAAAAAACUGUUUUGGCUUGGUUAAAUAUUACACAUUGACGGUUUGGUUGAUAAUAGUGUUAAGAUAAGGUGUUUUCAAAUUGACCCUGUUCUUUGUCCUCGGUCAUUAAUAAUGGUCUCGGAGGCUGUAAUAUGCCUCGGCGUUGCCUCGUGCCAUUACAGGCAUCCUUGACCAUUAUAACAGACCUUGGACAUAUAACAGGGCAAUUAUGAAAACACCCAUUUAUUAAUACUAUAGUAUUAGCAAUCAUGCAUUAUAGACAUAUACGGUAUAUUAGUCCCACUCUCUCGCCGCCCUUCAAUGACUGAUGCAUUGAUUUUAAGUUAACUUUUAAAUCCUCAUCACAAAAUACUGCAUGGAAAAGAGAUAAAUAGCAUUCCGAAACAACCAAAAACACUCUACCAUGUAAAUAUGACUGUAGAAUUGUGCACAUGACGUAUCUUUUAUAGUCGAUCAAAUAUUCAGAAAUAGUCAGUGUAUUUCAUUAUUUUGUAUAUUUUUAUGUUGUUUUUAUAUUUGUUAUAUUUGUAUAUUUAUAAAUAUACAUUUCACAAAGAGAUUGAGUGUCGAUGCAAUGUUGCUUUAGCAUGACAAUCAUACUAGUAGCUUUAACUGAAACAAGUACACAGUAUUUUUGUUUUGUUUAUAGACAAAUCAGUGCUAUUAUUGUAUGUUUAAUGAGACAAUGAGAUGCGUGCGCAUUUCUGUGUUUGAAUCAAAGGAGGAGUUUUGAUACGUACCAAUAUUUGACCGCUGAAAUUGUAAAAGAAAUUUAAAAAGCCUUUUAACAUUAAGUUAGGUUAAAAAUAUUGAUAAAUGAACGUAUUGCUUUUAUAUUGAACCUUUAGUGCAGAAAAGUUCACUUGCAAUGUCAUUAUGGCUAACAUUUUGAAAUUUACGUAUCUGACCUAAAAUGACAAUUUCAUGCAUAGUUUUUUGUCCAAACCUUAUAUUUGCAAAAAAAAAAAGAUAUUUCACAUACAUUAAUCAACAUCUUUGUAAAAUACAUUUUGUAGCAAAAUAUAUUUUUGGGUAAAGCUCUAGCUCGUAUACUUAAAUAUUAAUGAUAAAAUCUCAAAAUGAGGCUAUUUUGGCACUUUUUGACGAUUUGCACUUAAUGUAAGUUUGAAGCCAAUGUGCGAAUAUGUAAGACAAAAUUUAAAAAAAGUUAAAUAAUGAUGUCCGACAGACGUCUGAACAUCUGACAGAUGAUUCAAGAACCCUAAAAGUAGUUAUCAUCCCUUCUCCUUAAUACAAAGAAUGGUAAUAGUGUCUUUUUAAGUGAAAUUAAGUAGGCCACAUUUUUGAAAAAGUAUUUUGCUUCUGAAGUGAGAGAGUAAACUUCUUCUUGCAGAUAAUGUGUAUUUCAAUUUGUUUGAAACAGUGUCAAAAUUGCCAUCAGAAUAUUUUAUUUGCAAAAUGAAUGUGAUCCCCUUUUUUCUAUCUUCUCAAUAUACAUUUAUGAAUCUCCCUUCUUUAUCAUACAGAUUGCGCACACGUAUCUAUGUGUUUCUAUGAGUGUGUGAGAGUAUAUGUUUUGGAGUAUUUUAAAUGUAAAUAGAACAAUACAAUGCAUUUUUACUGUUAUAAAUGUUUGCUUAAUUAAAUUGUUGAAUUAAAUAAAGUCUUGUUAAAGUUGUUUAAAA